Molecule: messenger RNA, 2158 nt
Organism: Tribolium castaneum (red flour beetle)
Lineage: Eukaryota; Metazoa; Arthropoda; Insecta; Coleoptera; Tenebrionidae
Exons: 7
Coding region: 135-1958 (607 amino acids)
Biological process (GO): endocytosis
Molecular function (GO): protein binding; Arp2/3 complex binding
Source: RefSeq, a predicted model, not a curated record
GGGUCCUGCGGCUAGUGCACGAGCGAGCACGAUCCAACAACAUAAACAAAAAAGAGGCGUGACACAUUUAUUUGUCAAAACAAUAAUUAAUCCAAUUAUUACUUUCACUUUGGCCGCUUUUACGUAACACCACCAUGUCACAGAAGAUAGUUUUAACAGGCACCCUCGACAUGCUCCACAGUCUCUACGACUUCAAAGCAACGUACGCAAAAACCCUCAGUUUUCGCACCAACGAAUACUUCAUCCUGCACCAAAGCAACACCAAGCACAAAAACUGGUGGGAAGUGAUAAACGAAGCUGGGGAAAUGGGGUUCAUCCCCUCGAACUACGUCGAGACUGUCACUGUGAACCCCUCGUUUUACCUCCAGUUCGUCGACAACUGUCUCGAGAACCUGAAGAAGCGCGCGCCGGUGGAGAACCUCACCGACCGCCACGAAAUCAUCCUGCGCUUGAAAGAAGUGAAGAAGGAGAUCGAGGAGCUGCCCGAGGUCGGGGGUCACGGGGACGACCUCAAGACGUUACAUUACAAAAACUCGGAUAUGGGGCGGUUUGAGAGCAUGAGCUCGCAGUCUUCGCUCCUAACCGAACUAAAAAACGACAUUGAGGAGCCCAUCAAGCCUGUGAAAGCGAACAAAGAACGCGUGAGGAAGUCCAUCGAAAACAUUCACGAGGAGGUGAUUUCCGAGUGUUGCAACGACGUGAAAAAGGCAGAGCUGCCCUCGCCCGCAAUCACAGACCAGUCCGUCUACGAGCUGGUUGAGAGUGUGAGGAUUAAUACGCAGUUGUCUUACGAAAUGUCGCGGGUGGCUGUGGUUACGGUCGUUCAGGGGCUGCACGAGCUGCUGCCAGCGUCGGUGUUUCCAUACUUAAGCACGAUUCUGUCACAAGUACAAAAAUCGCUCAAUGUGGAUGACGUCCAAAUUGACCAAACGCACGAUGCUAGUCGACUUAAGAUCAUCUUUAAUGAGCUCACUUCGUGUAAGGAGGACUCGCAGCAGAGGAGUUGGAUGCUUCAUGAAGAUGAGGAUGUGAUCAAAGAGUAUCUCUUGGAGUUAAUCUCGAUUUUGUCAAACGCCGAUGCGAGCAUUUCUCGCCAUGUCAUUUCCCGAGACCAAUACCACUGUAUCGUCACCCUGAUCCAGUUUUACCAAAUGGAAAUCCGCUGGUCGAUCCGCCAGCUCUUACUCCAAACGUUCGGCGUUCUGUGCAGUCUGGACAAAACCGUCGUCAGCAUAAUGCUCAACUCGAUCCUCCCAGGAGAGCUUGCCAGGGAUAUGAUGGCGAACGCUCGCAACAUUCCCAAAUUAAACUACUCCUCCAUUCUCCUCACCAUGAUUUUCUCCAUGGGCGAGCCCAUGCCCAUCACCCACCACGAACUACUCGGGGCGAAUUUCUUGUCAUUCCUCCUCAAUAACAUUGAGUAUCCGCCCGAUACGGACAUCGACGAGCAAAUCCCCGAUUUGUUCCUCAAUUGCGUCAUUUCGUUCAAUUUGCAGUUUGAGGACUGUGACGAAAAUCCGGUCCUCAGCGCGUUAGAGGAGCGCGACGUUGCGAAAACCUUCACGGAGAAAAUCCUCCUCCUCCUCAACCGCGAGCACGAUCCGGUUCGCAUUUUUGAGCACGAACCGGCGCCGCCUCACGCCCUCCUCAAGCUUUUUGUGGACUUGCUGAGUCGCAAAACCACUGCUGCGCUUUUCUACACCAAUGAUAUCAAAGUUUUGAUCGAUAUCGUGGUGCGGAAUGUGGCCGAUUUGUCGCCAGGGGACAAGCGGAGGCAACAGUACAUCGAAUUGUGCCGGCUGGUGAUGCGGAACACGAACUACGACGAGCACCGGCACCGCUUGGACGACAUUCUGAAAAGCUUCACUCGGAUUUUCUGCGAGGAGAGCGAGUUGAGCAAAACCGACCAGCAGCUGGUCCGUGAGAUUUCGCACGAGUUUCCGCAUUUCUUCAAAUAAUUUUGUGAUACUUUCCGAUUAAAUCGAUCAAUGUGUUAGCGUUUUUCAUUCCUGGGAAUUGUAUGUGAUAUCCUACCUCACGUAGUGGUUUUAGGGUCAACGCGCUUGUGUUAGUCGUGCCAAAGAAAGCGACGAUCGAGUCAAUAAAUUUAUUUAUGAAAUGAAAUACAAAUUGUAAUUAAAAUAAAAUGUGUACACUU